UUACCCUGUCCAGAAUGUUGGAAAAAUGUAAGAACAAGGAAUGAGCAAACAUUUUCCAUCCAACCUGGCAGAGUUAAUAUCAUUCUUAUAAAAAGGAGGAACACUUGAACAUUAUAAUAGAUUUUUCCCUAUAUUUCUCCCUAUACUAAAGACAACCUUUAAUCUGUAAGUAGUUUCUAUCACGCAAUUCUGAACUGUUUAGAGGCAAGAUUUUAAGAUUAAUGUCAGACUACUGAUGUGUUGCAUACUUUUCAGGAUCCUUAACUUCGCCAUAAUCCACAAUCCCUCCCACACAGGGACUGAUGUCUGCCAGGCAGUAUGUCUUUCCAUCUGGGUUCUUUUCCUUAAUAGCAGCUGCCUAUAACUAACAAGUGCAUCAUGAACUCUUCCUCAUGGAGUGACUGAAAAACAAAACAAGUGCAAAAACAGAAAGUGCAAGAAAUCUGGGCCAGACACUCCGUUGGGAAUAAAGCUGAGUAGCCAUGCUCCAGAAGAUUUUUCAGAGUCUAGAUUAACUUUAGUUUUAGCUGCUCCCCCUACUGGAAUUUUAGAAAUGCUGAUACUUUCUGCUAUAUUUUACUCUUUCCAAAAGUAUGGGGGGACCUUUAAAGGUAUCUAGUCCUAAUUACCCUAAGCCAGACCAAAAAGAAGCUGCAGAAGCAGCCCUUAUCCCACCUUUCCUGUCAAGCUGUGACUGAAGGUAGCAUCAUGUUUCCUUAAACCCUAGGACUAUUGCAGUUGCCAGGCAACAUAGCAACACCUGUCUUUCUGGAGUAAAAGAUGCAGUUACCAGGGCAACAACAUCCUGUCUUUCUGAAUACCAUCCUGUAAUGGAGAAACGGCAGUUUCCAUAGUAACCUUUUUGACCUAGUUAAUUCUUAUUUGUAUGAUUUAAUUUUGUUUUAAUAUUGACAUUCGUUGGUUUGUUGUUUCCAAAAGCCUUCUCCUUCAAGCCAUCUCUUUUCCAGCUCAGGAUGCAGCUUCCCCACUCACAGACUCAGGGCGUAAGAGAGCUGCAGAAGUGGCAGGCAAAGCAGGUGUUUGGGAAAUAGUUGCCCAGGCAACAGAACCAGGGCGUUCCGGAGGUGGUUGCUAUGGAAAACUGGAUGCUGACGAAGGCUUGGGAGACUGAGAAGACAAAUUGCCCUCAUCAUUAUCUCCAGGCUUGUCAAUCAUACAUAUUCGCUUAUUUACCUCCGAGAGGCAAACAGCACUAGGAGCGAAGAGGAAAAGGAGAACGUGUGUGCCAAAGGCAGGAAAGGUGCCAGAGUAAAACUUCACGCCAGGAGAGCCUGUCACCAUCCAGGAUGGCAACUAUCACCUGCAACCGGUUUACAGAAGAAUAUCAGCUCUUUGAAGAGCUGGGGAAAGGCGCUUUCUCGAUUGUCAGGAGGUGUGUGAAAGUGCUGUCAGGACAAGAAUAUGCUGCCAAGAUCAUAAACACCAAAAAGCUUUCAGCUCGCGAUCAUCAGAAGCUAGAACGAGAGGCUCGGAUCUGCCGCCUUCUGAAACAUCCUAACAUAGUGAGACUCCAUGACAGCAUAUCAGAAGAGGCACACCACUAUUUGAUAUUUGACCUUGUAACUGGGGGGGAGCUGUUUGAAGACAUUGUCGCCAGAGAAUACUAUAGUGAAGCAGAUGCCAGCCACUGUAUUCAGCAGAUCCUGGAAGCUGUCUUGCACUGUCAUCAGAUGGGUGUGGUGCAUCGUGAUUUAAAGCCAGAGAACCUCUUGCUGGCCUCCAAACUGAAGGGAGCUGCUGUUAAACUAGCUGACUUUGGUCUUGCUAUUGAAGUGGAAGGAGAACAGCAGGCUUGGUUUGGUUUUGCAGGCACUCCAGGUUAUCUUUCUCCUGAAGUGCUCCGGAAGGAUCCCUAUGGCAAAGCUGUUGACCUUUGGGCAUGUGGAGUUAUUCUCUAUAUUCUGCUGGUUGGCUAUCCUCCUUUCUGGGAUGAGGAUCAACACCGAUUGUAUCAGCAGAUCAAAGCUGGAGCCUAUGAUUUUCCUUCCCCUGAGUGGGAUACUGUGACUCCUGAAGCAAAGGACCUCAUCAAUAAAAUGUUGACAAUCAACCCAUCCAAACGUAUCACAGCAGCAGAAGCUCUGAAGCAUCCAUGGAUAUCACACCGUUCCACUGUGGCUUCUUGCAUGCACAGACAGGAGACUGUUGAUUGCUUGAAGAAAUUCAAUGCCAGAAGAAAGCUAAAGGGUGCAAUCCUCACUACGAUGCUCGCAACCCGUAAUUUUUCUGGAGGGAAAAGUGGUGGCAACAAGAAGAAUGAUGGUGUGAAGGAAUCUUCAGAGAGUACAAAUACCACCAUUGAAGAUGAAGAUACUAAAGUACGGAAACAGGAAAUAAUUAAGGUGACAGAGCAGCUGAUUGAAGCAAUAAGUAACGGGGACUUUGAAUCCUACACAAAAAUGUGUGAUCCUGGAAUGACUGCAUUUGAACCAGAAGCUCUAGGGAAUCUGGUAGAAGGGCUGGAUUUCCAUCGAUUCUACUUUGAAAACUUGUGGUCCAGGAACAGCAAGCCAGUGCACACAACCAUUCUGAACCCGCAUAUCCACUUAAUGGGAGAUGAGUCUGCCUGCAUUGCUUAUAUUCGCAUCACACAGUAUGUUGAUACAAGUGGGAUCCCUCGCACUGCCCAGUCAGAGGAGACUCGAAUCUGGCACCGCCGGGAUGGCAAAUGGCAAAUUGUUCACUUCCACAGAUCCGGAGCACCUUCGGUUUUACCACAGUACAAUAUGACCCUUUCCAUGCAAAGUAGAGCUGCGCCUAUUCAUUUGGCCGCUAUAGACGGCUGAAGCACCUGCCCCGCAGGCCAAGUUUCUCACUGCCUCACCACAAAAGGAAGAUACUUGCUAUCCUUUAUCUGGGGAACUUGGCAGCUGGCUCACCUAUUUGUUUCUUGCUGGAAUUCCUUUCACCCACAAAACUCCUUACCAAAAUAAACUGAGUAUUUAAUAGACUUUUCUCCUCCUGUUUCGCCUGCUUCAUGUUUGCUAUUCUGUGCCAUUCUAGUAGAAGACGGCAUAUGUUAUGGCCCUGUUGCAGGAAAUCGUUUUCUGUACACAAGAAGAAACCAAUCUGGAAGAGGCUGAGAUAAAACCUUCAUCAAAUGUCCACUGUCAAAAAACAGUCUCAGAAGUCAGGAGUUUUUUUCCACAGGGAUGGGAUUGGUUGUAACACUACUCCCCCUAAGUCUUAUAGGGGAGGAGAAGAAAAGAGGGUGUUGAUAAAUUGUAAUUACCAUGUCCCAGGGGAAAUUAUAAGGCCACCUGAUACCAAGGAGUCGAUAACCAAUAAUGUUCUUGGUUUAUCACGACCAUUCAGCAUUUAUUUAUUUAUUUAUUUAUUUGUGUGUUUAAUUGAACUUAUACACUGCCACAAUCUGACAACUCCCCACAACCUGCAGAGC
This is a messenger RNA of Candoia aspera, 3421 nucleotides long. It is a transcript of the gene CAMK2A, whose product is annotated as calcium/calmodulin dependent protein kinase II alpha. The record is from RefSeq and is a predicted model, not a curated record. Bases 1308 to 2807 code for a protein of 499 amino acids. Gene Ontology annotation, biological process: protein phosphorylation. NCBI's taxonomy places the organism in Eukaryota, Metazoa, Chordata, Lepidosauria, Squamata, Candoiidae. The transcript is spliced from 19 exons. Gene Ontology annotation, molecular function: calmodulin binding; calcium/calmodulin-dependent protein kinase activity; ATP binding.